Messenger RNA from Macrobrachium nipponense, 1557 nucleotides. Its product is annotated as alpha-(1,3)-fucosyltransferase C-like. The transcript is spliced from 10 exons. Gene Ontology annotation, cellular component: membrane. Bases 111 to 1448 code for a protein of 445 amino acids. Gene Ontology annotation, molecular function: fucosyltransferase activity. Lineage: Eukaryota; Metazoa; Arthropoda; Malacostraca; Decapoda; Palaemonidae. The record is from RefSeq and is a predicted model, not a curated record.
GGUCUUCCCCCUGUAACCACCAUCACACCCCUUCUUCAUUGAACGAAAACCGUCACCUGUGGUAUUUUAGGGAAAGCUGUCAAUGAAAGAGCAGUAGGAAGUUCGGUGCCAUGGAAGUCUUCAGAUUUCAUAGAAGAUGUUCAAUCGUCGUGUGGGUCCUCAUAGGAUGUGCAUUCAUCUACUUAACAACAACCAACCACAAGUUCCACAAUCUUCGAGUCUUUGGGAAAAACAGUCAAGAAAGUACUCAAGACAGUGCUAAUUCGUUUGUCACAAGUUCGGCACCUGAAGAUAGUUCUUCUCUACCCCUUCGAGGUCCUGGUGACUCCAAACUUCCAUUCCAGAACAAGAUUGCUGCCCAGUUACAAGAUCCUCCAAAGGAUAUAUACGUUGAGAAACCCGUGGCAAAAGGUUCUAUAGAUCCUAAGCUUAAGAAAAUACUGUUUUGGAAUGAGAUGGUAGUAGAGCAAGGCAGGGCCAAGCAUUUCGAUAUUGGCUUUGGUCAGGCGCCUUUCAUCCUCGGUAAGUGUCCCAUCAACACUUGCUUCACAACAUCAGAUCGUGGGCUGUUCAAGCAUGAUGAGAUUGACGCUCUUAUUUGGCACUUUAGAUCUGAGGAUAGAUCUCUGCCAAAAGUAAGGUCACCGCACACCCGAUGGGUAUACUGGAAUAUAGAAUCACCAUCAUACCUCUUCGGGGACCUCCGUCAUUAUCAUGGUUUAUUCAACUGGACCUUCUCAUACGUACUCGACUCCGAUUUCCCUUACCCAUACGACGUCGUGUACCGCCGUCGGAAGCCGCUCCCAGAAAUUGAUUACCAGAACACGACAUCGAAAAAGACGAAACUGGCCGCUUGGUUCGUCACUAACUGUAACGCUGUCAGCAAGAGGCAUCUGUUCGUCAAAGAGCUACAAAAAUUCAUGCAGGUGGACAUUUACGGCCGCUGUGGAACAAUGAGCUGUGAUUGCGGGGGUGAAUGCGCCCUCAAACAACCGGAUUAUUGUUACGAGAUGGUGGAGAGAGAAUACAAGUUUUAUCUGGCUUUUGAAAACUCUCUCUGUAAAGACUACGUCACCGAGAAAUUUUUCAACACAUUAAGAUUUAACGUUGUUCCUGUGGUUUACGGUUUUGGGAAUUACUCAGCUCUUGGUCCGCCGCAUUCCUAUAUCAACGCUCUUGAUUUCGGGUCAGCGAAAGAACUGGCAGAAUUCCUCCUCAAACUAGACAAAGAUGAUAAAGCAUACAACGAAUACUUUCGGUGGAAGCGGUACCACCAUUUCACGUCAAGAUGGGUGAGGGCUUUGACUCCCUGGUGCGAACUCUGCAAGCGUCUCCACACAGACAAUGAGACCAAGACGAGCGACCUGCAUACGUGGUACGCGACGGAUGCACAUUGCCAGUAUUCCUUCGAAGACGCGAGAAAUUUUUACAUUGGGAAAAAAACAUAGGAGGUUUGUGUCCUGGAUACCAAGAUGCAAGUAACUUGCUGUGCUAUACAGUCCAGAUCGUCCUUUGGACAUAUUUUAUGUAAAUAAAUUAUUAUUGAUAACUUAGAAA